Vanrija pseudolonga is the source of this 2003-nucleotide messenger RNA. RefSeq names its product Lactose permease. The record is from RefSeq and is a predicted model, not a curated record. NCBI's taxonomy places the organism in Eukaryota, Fungi, Basidiomycota, Tremellomycetes, Trichosporonales, Trichosporonaceae. Gene Ontology annotation, molecular function: carbohydrate:proton symporter activity. Gene Ontology annotation, biological process: carbohydrate transport; transmembrane transport. The coding region runs from base 318 to 2003 and encodes 561 amino acids. Gene Ontology annotation, cellular component: membrane. The transcript is spliced from 5 exons.
CUCGCGCGCAAGCGAUCGCAACAAUGCUCAGGAGACUCGGCGAGGUCGGGCCGUGAUGUCUGGCUCAAGGCAGGAGGCGCAGAGUUCAUAAGACGCAGCCCUGCGCCGCGCCGGAUCCAGCCCAUCCGAGCCCCCCCUCGUCUUCGGAUCUGCUCUUUUCACUCUCUCCCGCCGAACCGCCCACCCCAGCGCGUUGCCGACACACACGCCAUGGUCACCUGGGCUCCUCGAUGAUUAUCGUUAUCGCCACAGAGCGAACAAGCGGCGCGACAGCGACAACGACAACACCAAGAACAGCUUAGCACCGACACUCCACCAUGGGCCAGAUCGAAGUUGCAACCUCGCGCGCCGGCGCGACCAUCAACGCCGCGCUCGCGGGGCGCGACGUCAAGUGGUACCGCGGCAACCAGCUCAAGCUGUCCUUUAUGCUGUUCCUCCUCGUACUUUCCGCCGCGUCAAACGGCUACGACGGCUCAAUGAUGAACGGUCUGCAGGCCCUCACCACCUGGCAAGAGUACUUUGGCCACCCGGAGCGCAAGCCCAACCUCUUUGGCGUGUACAACGCGAUCCAGAACAUUGGCUCCAUCUGCGGCCUCCCCUUCGCCCCCAUCGUCGCCGACCGCUACGGCCGCCGUGCAGGCGUCUUCAUCGGCUGCUGCAUCCUCAUCGUCGCCUCUAUUCUACAGGGAUCGGCGCAGAACGCCGGCAUGUUCAUCGCGUCACGUGGUUUGAUCGGCUUCGGACUUUCGUUUUCCCUCCUCGCCUCACCCAUCCUCAUCUCAGAGCUCGCGUACCCGACCUUCCGCGCACCUUUCACGGCGCUGUUCUCCACGCAGUGGUACCUGGGCGCGAUCUUCGCUGCGUGGACGACGUUCGGGACGUUUAGGAUGCACACGAACUGGGGUUGGCGCAUCCCGUCGCUCCUGCAGUGUGUCCCCUCCCUCAUCCAGGUUGGAUUCAUCUGGUUCCUCCCCGAGUCCCCCCGCUGGAACAUUGCCAACGGCAAGACGGACAAGGCCGUCGAGUUCAUUGCAAAGUAUCACUGCGAAGGGGACCACCACGACCCGCUGAUCGAGGCCGAGAUCGACGAGAUCAAGCAGGCCAUCGAGGCGGACCGCGAGAACAAGACGACGACGUACCGCUCCCUGUUCUCCACUGCGGCCAACCGCCGCCGCAUGAACCUCGUCAUUGCGCUCGGCAUCUUCUGCCAGUGGUCGGGCACGGGCCUGAUCUCGUUCUACCUGACGCUCACGCUCAAGGGCAUCGGAAUCACCGAGGCAAAGUGGCAGACGCUCAUCAACGGCAUCAUGCAGGUGUACAACUUUGUUGUUGCUGUCGGCGGCGCCAUGCUCAUUGAGCGCGUCGGCCGCCGUCGCCUCUUCCUCAUCUCGUGCGUCGGCAUGUGCAUCAGCUUCACCGCGUGGACGAUUUGCUCGGCGACAUACACCCAGUCGUCGCACACCUGGGACCCGGCGUGCCUCGCCGCCAACGACGGUGACAAGAACUCGUGCCCCGCGCUGGAUGCAAACAAGCAUGCCGGCCGCGCAGUCAUCGCCUUCAUCUUCCUCGUCCAGUUCUUCUUCAACAUUGCCAUGAAUCCCCUGUGUGGUGCCUACGCCGUCGAAAUCCUGCCCUACACCCUCCGCUCCAAGGGCAUGAUGGUCAUGAACUUUACCAUCUCGGCGGCGUCCAUGUUCAACCAGUACAUCAACCCGAUCGCGAUUCUGGCCAUCGAGUGGAAGUACUACAUCGUCUUCUGCAUCUUUAUCGCAUUCGAGGGCGUCUACAUCUACCUGUACCUCAUCGAGACGCGCGGUCCGAACGGCCCGCUCAGCCUCGAGGAGAUUGCGUCACUCUUCGAGGGCCCCUUCCGCUGGGGCUUCCAAAAGCUCCCGCACCACGAGAGCGAGCAUGCCGAGGGGUCCAUCUCGGACAAGGAGGGAAAGGGUGGCGCCGUGCAGUACGUCGAGGACGGAGGGUCCGUUGAGUCGCUGCGGCGUUAG